UGAUUGGCUGACUGGUGACGGAAAUGCAGAAAUGAAGACUGAACAUAAACAUAAACCAUAGACCACACGACCGUGAAACAGACAUGGAAAUAUAAUAGCCUACUGUAGAGCUAUUACUUAGCCUACAUGACAUGUCGCGGCUUGUCCAGUUCAUGAGCUGUAUGUACAGUGUGUCCAGUCGGGUCAUAUGGAGAGGUUCUCCCAGUGUCCCUCCACUGCUAAUGCCGCUCCCGUCUGGACCGACAUGUGUUUUGGCAGCCGGCAAAAAGGACUUGAUAGACCUUCCUGUCCUGAAUGAGGACGAGCUCGAAGAGCAGUUUGUGCGAGGAUCUGGACCCGGAGGACAGGCCACCAACAAAACCAGCAACUGUGUGGUGCUCAAGCACAUACCCAGUGGGAUUGUUGUGAAGUGCCAUCAAACCAGAUCUGUGGAUAUAAAUCGAAAGCGUGCACGGGAAAUUAUGCGAGAGAAACUUGAUGUUGUUUAUAAAGGAGAACUUAGUGAAGUUCUUGUAAAGAAGAAAGAGUCUGAGCUGAGGAAACAAGAGAAGAGGAGGAAGGCAAAUGAGAAUCUGGAGAGAAAAAAACUCUUUAAAGAAGCGCUGGCUGCAGACUCUAAACCUGGAAAUGACACUGUUUGAAAUGUUAUAGAAUGUAUACUUGUAUAUUUCUGUACUUUAGGCAGAUUGAAUAACAAAACCUGGAAAGGUACUGUCAACUGUUCUAAAUCCAAUUAGCCUUUUAUUUGUAUAGCAUCUUUCAUGCAAAGUUACAAUACAACUUACAUCACCUAAUACAAGACACAAGAAAAAACGAGAAAAUAAAUCAAAUAUUGUCAAAUGUU
Messenger RNA from Perca fluviatilis (European perch), 844 nucleotides. It is a transcript of the gene mtrfr, whose product is annotated as mitochondrial translation release factor in rescue. The record is from RefSeq and is a predicted model, not a curated record. Bases 132 to 641 code for a protein of 169 amino acids. Lineage: Eukaryota; Metazoa; Chordata; Actinopteri; Perciformes; Percidae. Gene Ontology annotation, molecular function: translation release factor activity. Gene Ontology annotation, biological process: translational termination. The transcript is spliced from 3 exons. Gene Ontology annotation, cellular component: mitochondrion.